AUGCGCUCGGAGAAGGAGGGAGAGGGGGGCCCAGGGUUGGCAGUUAGUACGCGGGGUCCGAGCGGGAAGGAGAAGCCGUCGCCCACAGAAAGCCACUUCCGCCGGGAGUCUCAGCAGCGGGAGCCUGAAGCGCCGGCAGCUUCGUCCUCCGGCUGUGGGGGCGGUGCAGUCGAACCUCGCGAGGAAAAGAGGACGGUCCUCAGCAAGGUGGUCAUCCGGCGGCUUCCUCCCAGCCUCACCAAGGAGCAGCUGGAACAGCAGCUUCACCCCCUGCCCGCACAUGAUUACUUCGGGCUGUUUACUGCUGAUCUCAGUCUUUAUCCUCAUCUCUAUUCAAGAGCAUACAUUAAUUUUAGAAAUCCUGAUGACGUCCUGCUUUUUAGAGAUCGUUUUGAUGGAUAUAUCUUCAUUGACAGUAAAGGCCUAGAAUAUCCUGCAGUGGUAGAAUUUGCUCCAUUCCAGAAGGCAGCCAAAAAGAAGCUAAAGAAAAAAGACACCCAGACCGGAAGCAUUGAAGAUGAUCCAGAAUAUAAGAAGUUUUUAGAAACUUACUGUGUGGAGGAGGAGGAAACUAGUGCCAGUCCUGAAACUCUUCUGGGGGACAUAGAGGCAAAGACAAGAGAACUCAUUGCUAGAAGAACCACACCUCUUUUGGAAUAUAUUAAAAGUAGAAAAUUAGAAAAGCAGAGAAUUCGAGAAGAAAAGCGAGAAGAACGGAGGAGGAGGGAGUUGGAAAGGAAGCGCUUACGGGAAGAAGAGAUAAGAAGGAGGAGGGAAGAGGAAGGGUGCAGCAGGAGAGCAGCAGGAGAGCAGCAGGAAACUGCUGAGAAGGCAGUAAGGAAGAAGCUUCUCAAGAAAUCAGAAAAGGGAGAGGAGUCAAGCCCUGAGAAGCCAAAAGAAAGAGGAGAGGAAAUUGACACCAGAGAUGGGAAACAGGAACCCGGUCCCAGCCGUGUAGUCGUGAAGCCCAAGCCCUUGGAGAGCUCGCUGCAGGAGCUCAGGGAAAAGUCACAAAAUGACAGUGAUAAAGAGCAAAGGAACGUGGAGAGAAGAUUCCGAGAAAAAGAACUUGAGGCACAAAGCUACCACUUGGGUGACAGCAGAAAACAUAGAGCUCCCUAUGAGUUGCCUAAGUUUUCAGGAAGAAGCAAAGAGGAGCUGAAAAGGGGAAAAGGAUCCACCCCAGACCGAGGGCAGAAGGGGCGCCAGGCCCGGGGCGGCCCUGUGGGGGCAGCAGAGAUGCCAGGAAGGGAGAAGAGCGCAGGCGGGCAGGCGCCCAAGGACACGGGAAGCAGUAAGGUUCCUUGUUCGCUGGGGAUAGGCUUUCGCUUUGUUUUCGUCUGCUCACAGUACCCGCUGUGA
Lipotes vexillifer (Yangtze River dolphin) is the source of this 1362-nucleotide messenger RNA. RefSeq names its product UPF3A regulator of nonsense mediated mRNA decay (gene UPF3A). Gene Ontology annotation, biological process: nuclear-transcribed mRNA catabolic process, nonsense-mediated decay; positive regulation of translation. Lineage: Eukaryota; Metazoa; Chordata; Mammalia; Artiodactyla; Lipotidae. The transcript is spliced from 9 exons. Gene Ontology annotation, molecular function: telomeric repeat DNA binding. The record is from RefSeq and is a predicted model, not a curated record. The coding region runs from base 1 to 1362 and encodes 453 amino acids. Gene Ontology annotation, cellular component: nucleolus; cytoplasm.